This is a messenger RNA of Esox lucius (northern pike), 4995 nucleotides long. RefSeq names its product LLGL scribble cell polarity complex component 2 (gene llgl2). Gene Ontology annotation, biological process: regulation of protein secretion; regulation of Notch signaling pathway; regulation of establishment or maintenance of cell polarity. The record is from RefSeq and is a predicted model, not a curated record. Bases 414 to 3458 code for a protein of 1014 amino acids. The transcript is spliced from 28 exons. NCBI's taxonomy places the organism in Eukaryota, Metazoa, Chordata, Actinopteri, Esociformes, Esocidae. Gene Ontology annotation, cellular component: cortical actin cytoskeleton; cytoplasm; plasma membrane. Gene Ontology annotation, molecular function: GTPase activator activity; myosin II binding.
CCAGUCAAGUUGCGCUCUGCGGGUCUGUGGCAACAGGAAACAUCGAGGCUGUCGCGAAGGGGCGAACGAACGAAAAGUGUGCUAGCCAGAUAGCUACCAAACAAUCAACACAGGGUCUUAAUUUACAUGUGCACUUAAAGAGGACGUUCUUUGGAUUCUGGUUCAAUUUUAUAUUUGGUUGCUAGUUGAGACGUGGCAAAACUGGACGGCAACCAAGCUUUGUGUAUAAGCUAGCUAUUGAAAGCCUUCGGUGACGUUAGUGGACUGGAGGCAACGGCCGUUUGGAGUCAGUCACCUUGAGAAAUUAGGCCUGGAGGAUUAAAGCACUGGCCAGAGGAGAGAGUUGUGUAUUAAGAAGAAUGUUAUUAGAGGCGUAGCGGUUGGGCCUGUGCGCUGCUCAGGCUCCUGAGAGGAUGAAGAGAUUUAGGAGGCACGGCCAGGAGUCCCACAGAGACCGGAUCAAACAGGAGCUCUACCAGUUCAACAAGACAGUGGAACAUGGCUUCCCUCACCAGCCCAGUGCCCUCGGCUUCAGCCCCAGUCUGCAGCUCCUGGCCAUCGGCACACGCUCUGGGGCCAUCAAACUUUACGGGGCCCCGGGUGUGGAGUUCAUGGGUCUACAUGAUGAGAACGCUGCCGUCACACAGAUCCACUUCCUACCGCACCUGGUGGAGCUGGUUACUCUGCUGGAUGACAAUAGUCUCCACAUGUGGACCCUCAAAGCUCACAAAGGAGUCUCUGAGCUGCUGGAAAUCGGACGCUUCACACUCACCGGACCCCCGGGCGCCCCGCCCAGUGUGACGCGGGUGACUGCUGUGCUGGCCCACUCCUCUGGGGAACUGCUGCUGCUGGGAACAGAGGGAGGGCAUGUGUUUGUUGUGGAGGUGCCAGGUUUCAGAGAACUAGAGGAGCGGAACAUCAGCCUGGAGAUUGUCACCCACAGCAUUCCAGAGGAGUAUGGUGGACGUAGGAGUCUUGAGCAUGUUGAGUCCUUACAGGAGAAUCCUGCCAACCCACAGCAGGUUCUGAUAGGCUAUGGAAGAGGCCUUAUGGUUAUCUGGGACCUGGACUGCCAAUCAGCUGUCAAACACAUCCUUGCUACACAGCCACUAGAAAGUGUGUGGUGGACAGAAGACGGCCUCCGUGUUCUCAGUUCCCAUAGUGAUGGCAGCUACUGCCGUUGGUCGGUGGCUGGGUUGGACACACAAAGUGAGCAGGAGAAGUCUGAAGUACCAUAUGGCCACUUCCCGUGUAAAGCCAUCUCUAAAGUCAUCCAGCUGCCGACAAAACAGGGUCCUCCCUUCCUGUUGUUCAGCGGGGGCAUGCCCCGGGCCAGCUACGGGGACCGUCACUGUAUCACCGUCAUCCACAGCAAGACCCACGUGGCUCUGGACUUCACGUCCCGCAUCAUCGACUUCUUCGUCAUCCGAGACGGGCCGGAUCAGGCAGGUGAGCCCAGCGCCCUGGUGGUCCUGGUGGAGGAGGAGCUGGUCGUCAUCGACCUCCAGACUGAAGGCUGGCCCGUCAUCCAGACCCCCUACCUGGUCCCUCUGCACUGCUCGGCCAUCACCUGUUCCCACCACGUCUCUGCCAUCCCCCUGAAGCUGUGGGAGAGGGUCCUGUCGGCCGGGGCUCUGCAGAACACACACUACUCUAAGAAGCCAUGGCCUAUAACGGGAGGACUGAACCUUUCCCCGGAUCCUCCUCAGAGAGAUCUACUGCUGACAGGACACGAGGACGGUACGGUGCGUUUCUGGGACGCCUCUGGGGUGUGUCUCUACCCCAUGUACAAGCUGAGCACGGCAGGAGUGUUCCACACGGACGCCGACCCCAACGACAACAUGAACCAGUGCACAGAGGGGGAGUGGCCACCUUUCAGAAAGGUGGGCUGUUUUGACCCGUAUAGUGACGACCCUCGUCUGGGCAUUCAGAAGAUCCACCUGUGUAAAUAUAGUGGUUACCUGACUGUGGCCGGCACUGCUGGACAGAUCCUGGUGUUGGAGCUGAAUGACGAGUCGGCGGAACAGGCCGUGGAGGCCACGGUAGCUGACCUGCUACAAGGACAGGAGGGCUUCCGUUGGAAGGGCCACACGCGUCUGGAGGUCAGGGAGGAGCCGGUGCUGUUCCCUCCAGGCUUCCAGCCCUUUGCCUUGGUCCAGUGCCAGCCCCCUGCUGUUGUCACCGCCCUCACCCUGCACUCGGAGUGGAAACUAGUGGCCUUUGGGACAAGCCAUGGCUUCGGACUCUACGACUACCAGCAGAAGAACAACGUCCUUGUCAGGUGUACGCUGAACCCCAGUGACCAGCUGGCAAUGGAAGGUCCCCUGUCCAGAGUGAAGAGCAUUAAGAAGUCCCUCCGCCAGUCUUUCAGAAGGAUCAGACGCAGUAGAGUGUCUCUGCGCAAACACCAUGUCAACAAUGCCGCUAAGCUUCAGGAUGCCAAUGCUCGUCUAGAGGCUGAGCUAGCCGAGAUGGAAUUGGCUCCCGUUCAGAGAAAGAUCGAAGCUCGCUCCUCGGACGAUUCCUUCACCGGCCUCGUACGGACACUGUACUUCGCUGACACCUUCCUCUCAGACAGUUCCCACAACACGCCCUCUCUUUGGGCCGGGACAAACGGGGGCUCAGUGUUUGCCUACCAGCUCCGCCUCCCGUCUGUGGAACGCAGAGCAGAGGACCUUGUCACAGCCCAUCCUGCUAAGGAGAUCCAGCUGAUGCACCGUGCUCCAGUAGUGGCCAUCUUGGUGAUGGACGGCCACGGUUCCCCUCUGCCAGAGCCCCUGGAGGUGGCCCACGACCUGGCCCGCUCCCCUGACAUGCAGGGCUCCCACCACCUCCUGGUCAUAUCUGAGGAGCAGUUCAAGGUGUUCACCCUGCCUAAGGUCAGCGCCAAGAUGAAGCUGAAGCUGACUGCCAUCGACGGCUCGCGUGUGCGCCGGGUGGGUGUGGCCUGGUUCGGCAGCAGCUGUUCGGAGGACUACGGCGAGAGCGGCCUCACCGUCCUGACCAAUCAGGGCGACCUCCACGUGGUGUCGUUGCCGGGGGUGAAGAUGCAGGUGCAUCAUCCGUGCAUCCGCCGGGAGGACGUCAGCGGCAUCGCGUCCUGUGUCUUCACCAAGCACGGGCAGGGGUUCUACCUGAUCUCUCCGUCGGAGUUUGAGCGCUUCUCGCUGUCCGCUCGUUGUGUGGUGGAGCCCCGAUCUCUAGUCGAAGUCCCCCACCAGACGCCCACAUCCCUGUCACGGGCACAGCCUGACGGGGCCUCCGAGUACAGGAACUCGACGAGGGACAGCGACGAAGCGGAGAGCUCUGCUAGACGUGUAAUGGAGCAUGCUUUGCUGAAUGACGAGACUGUGCUUCAGGAGAUCCAGAAAUCUCUAGAAGGAGGUCAGCCGUCAUUCCUGGAGAACAACAUGAAGACUGCUCUCACUGGAGGGAAAGCGCUGAGCAAUGGAGACUGAUCCAGUCACACCAGUGCCUGAGACAUCUUGGAGUCUGCCAAGAGACGCCGGACUCCUGCCUUGCAAACUACGGCCAACACUACUAAUACUACCACUACUGACCCCUAUCACACAGAGACUCGUCCUCGACCUUUAACCCCUGAUCCCUGGCACGUGUCCGUAAAGACUGACCAACUGGCUGUCCCCCAUGGCCCUCUAUUCCCCACGCCGUGCACUGUGCUUGACCACAGCCCAUAUGCUGAUAGGUGUAGGGUAGGAGGAAUGUUGUGGUUUAAGUGUCCCAGUGCUAUAUUGAGGAGGGAGGGACCACCGCCUGUGCCUAGAGACCAACCACUGAACUGUACUUAUCAGUACGUUUACACCUGCCACCGUUCCACAACACACAUUCACACACAACACAAACCCAUUUACUGUCCCUCCUCCCCUUCAGUCUAAUCAUGUCCUUCCAACAUUCAGCCUUGAAUCCAAGUUAGCCUGUGGAACUCUGGUUUGUCCAAUCACAGUCCUGCCUCUGCACAUUGUCCCUGGCCUUCAUGUUCUAGUGAGAGACGGAAGGGGUGAGUUUUAGGGAAGGAUGGACAUUUCAUUCUUUCAUUUGUAAUUUAAUUGUGCCUGUUUUAUUUUUAUUUUGUGUAAUUAUUGGAGACUUCAAAACUAGACGGAUGGAAAAAAUUUAGGGAAAUAAGAAUGUUUAAAACCGUACCAGUUUGAAGUAGUAUUUGGUUGAUAAUGCUGACAAAACAUUGUUUGUGAGAGUGAGCCAGCACAGCUUGUGUGGAAGCAGAACAGUUUUUUUUUUUUUUUUUUACCCCACGUUGUCAAACACGAGCCUGGUAACCAGACAUGAUUUUGCUUGAAACAUAGUUAUUUUUUUGGCUAUACCCAGCUUCCAGCCAAAUUUUACAUUUUAGCAAACCUUUUUACCUUUGUAACAUUUAAUAAGCCAAUUCUACUUUGUACAACUCAGUUGAAAGUUGACAAGCAAAACAGGUCUGAUUUCCUAGUUAAAGGCCACUGUGAUGUGAAAUGUCUCCACAUGCAGUUGCUGUGUUCGCUCAUUGCCUCCCCUAUCGUCCACUCCUUAAUGUGUUCUAACAGUUGUAACCUGUCACUGGUACUUGUCCACUACUGUGUAUCACACCAUGCUGUACUUUCUAGGGGAACAACUUUCUACGGGGCUUGGUUUUACAGUUUUAUAACGUCAACAUACUUUUGUUUUUACACAGCAAUGAAUAAUGUAAUUUAGGAAUGUAAUUUUAAAAUAUUGUAGUCAAAUGUUUAAUAUAUAUGUCCUAUAUGGUGAUUAUCUCUGCCUGUGUUAACAGUUGGGUCUAUUUUAAUGGGGAUUGGCUGCUAUAGUCAGAUCUUACAAGGAAAUAUUUUGGUACUGUUUCUUGAAAUGCUGGGUAUUUUAGCAUUUUUGUGGUCGACUCUAGAAUAUAUUUUUGUAGUGAAUGAUUGAGAACCCUAAUUUUUUUUAAUGAUACAUUUCACACUACAUAAUGUUCUGCUGAAAAAUACAUGUUUUUUCACACGA